AUGUCUUCACGGUCUGCCUCAAGACCUCACCUUCUAAGACUACGACAUAUGCAAGGUGAUGUGGUCACUUCUAUGACAGAUAAUCUUAAAGAUAUGGCAAUAAAACUUCAACUAGUGCCCAAUCUUGACCUUACCUGCCAAACUACACCAGACACAUGCAGGGAUGUGGUCAGUUCUUCACCUAGACCAGUGGUCAUCCUAUCAAGUGAAAUUGAGGUGAUGUGUGACACACAGACAGACGGUGGAGUAUGGACGGUGAUACAGAGAAGAUUCAACGGACAAACAGAUUUCUAUCGGGGGUGGGAGGAAUACAAGUAUGGGUUUGGAGAUGUGGAUGUCGGAGAAUUUUGGCUGGGCAACGAGAACAUUCACCGUCUGACGUCACAAAGACGAUACGAGCUGAGGGUCGAUUUUAAAUUUAACAACACGGACUACUUCGCGAAAUAUUCCAGGUUUCGGGUGUAUGGAGAGGUGGAGGGAUACAGGUUAAAGGUCAGCGAUUACUCGGGAAACGCUGGUGAUUCCUUUGCUUGGGCACACAACGAUCAGAAGUUCAGCACGUUUGAUAAAGUUAACGAUGCUGGUCCUGGAAACUGUGCCGCCUGGUGGUAUAAAUAUUGUCACGUGUCCAAUCUGAACGGACUUUGGGGAAGCACACAACAUGCCAAGGGUGUGAUCUGGUGGGAUACCACUACGCACACUGCUUCAGCAACCUUCACUGAAAUAAAAAUAAGGAAAAAGGGACUGUAUUAUGCUUAG
This is a messenger RNA of Physella acuta, 759 nucleotides long. RefSeq names its product ficolin-2-like. Lineage: Eukaryota; Metazoa; Mollusca; Gastropoda; Physidae. The record is from RefSeq and is a predicted model, not a curated record.